AUGGAUUCUCUCCCGGCCUUCGUUGUUGGGGACUCCGGUCACUCGCUCCUCGUUUCCUUGCCAGCACUGUUCUCCCUGCAAGUCAUCGCCGACACAAUGGUGAACACACGCUCUCUAUUCUCUCUUUCCCUCCUUGCCUCGGCCGCUCUUGGGAAUGUCCUUGGCGGCGAGGAGCAGUCUGGGUGCCCACCCGAGAAGCAGGUGGUGCGCUACGUUGUCGUCGAGAUGCCCGACCAGAAAGCUCCGGUAGAGGAGCUGCCCGAAGAGGUUGUCCGCGGCGGCGUCGACACUCCGGUCAACACCACCACCACCCUCCCGCCUUGCAAGGCGCCCGACGUCGACACCUCGGACAAGAACAACAUCAUCCCGGCGCCUCAGGUCUCCCUCUUCUACGGCGAUGACGGCAGCAGGCCCACCCCUCCCCCCUUCGCCAACAGCACCGCCGGCCACAACACCACGGUGCCUGCUCCCCAGGGCUCCAUCAACAUGACCCUGACCACCAACCACUCCUUCGUCGCUCUAGAAUACAUCGACUCCAUCACCAAGGUCAAGUGCUCCAAGAACCUCCUUACCGUCAAGUUCUCCGACGUCGAGGCCUUUGACAUUGCCGCCAAGAACUGGGAGUCGCUCGAGGCUGGCUUGAUCAUCGUCACCAACGGCCAGGGCAACUGCAACGACGAGUUUGAACGUGGGUUCUUCAAGGUCGACGACGUCAAGCCCAACAAGGAUGACCUGUCCAUCGCCUGCACGGCCUCUUCCCAGAAGAUUGAGCAGGUCGCCGGCACUUGCGAGAUGACAUUUUCCUCGCUGCCCGCGGCCACCCUGCGCAAGCGCAUCACCCUCAACCCCAGCACCACGCUCUCGUUCGGUACUGCGCUUGCCAAAAACAAGACCCUGCUGGACCUGGACCCAUAUCUCGAGAUCAUUGCCGAUCAUGCCUCUUUCGAGUCGGCCGUCACAUUCUCGGGCAAACUCAACUACGACUUCUGGGCCUUUAAGCUCAAGGAACUCUACUUUGAUCUUGAUGCCAGCUUCAAGGCCGACGUAGCACUGUCGGCCAGCAUCCAAGCUGCCUACUCCCAAAACUUUCAGUAUGCUCCCGACGAGCUGGAGUACACCCUCAUCAACGUCCCUGGCGUCGUCGCGCUCGGCCCCGGCGUCGCGUUCGGGAUCGGCGUCAAUCUUUCCGCAUCCGGCGCUGUCGAUGUCCACACCGCUCUCGGUGUGGCCAUGCCCAAGGGCAACGUCCACCUCGACCUGGUCAACAAGGACCGAGGCACUUCGGCCACCGGCUGGGACCCCAAGUACACCGCGGCCGCCAACAUUUCCCAGAAGGCCGAGGUCGGCGCUGACGUCUACGCCUCUGUGACGGUUUCAUUGGCCGUCAAGGUUCUCGGUGGUUUGGUGGAUCUCUCCUCGGGGUUAACGGCUGAGCCGAGGGUCAACAACCGCUUCUCGCUCGCCGGAAACCAACAACUGAGCGUUGGUGGAUCCGCCACCACCAAGCCCGUCGGCAGUGUCCUGCAGCCUGUCACUGGCCAGGGCUCCUGCGAGCAGGGGGUCGGCAUCAAAUCCGACUUUGUGUUCAAGCUCAAGGGUUUCAUCACAAAGUACUGGUCGCGUGACCUGUUUGGAGUGGAGGUUCCCAUUGCCAACCAGUGCUACAAGUUCACCAAGCAGUAG
This is a messenger RNA of Pyricularia pennisetigena, 1683 nucleotides long. RefSeq lists its product as uncharacterized. Lineage: Eukaryota; Fungi; Ascomycota; Sordariomycetes; Magnaporthales; Pyriculariaceae. The transcript is spliced from 2 exons. The record is from RefSeq and is a predicted model, not a curated record. Bases 1 to 1683 code for a protein of 560 amino acids.